AUGACUUUUGAAGCUGUUGCGUGGGUUUGCUUUGGCACCGACUUCAUGAACAAUCAGUGGUCCUGGCGUAUCCCUGCAAUCCUCCAGGCUCUUCCUUCAGUCGUUCAGAUCGUCGGAAUCUACUGGGUACCUGAGUCGCCAAGAUACUUGAUCGCGAACGACAGGCUUGACGAGGCACUGACCAUUCUUGCUAAGUACCAUGCUAAUGGAGACGCCGAGAAUCCUACCGUCAAGUUUGAGUACCGCGAAAUCAGAGACACGAUCAGGAUGGAGCGGGUAGCGAAGGAACAUAGUAGCUACCUCGACUUCUUCCGCAGCCCUGGCAACCGCUACAGGCUGAUGAUCUUGAUUUCUUUGGGUAUCUUCUCUCAGUGGUCAGGCAACGCCAUCAUCUCAAACUACACCAACAUCUUGUACGAUAAUGCUGGAAUCACAAACUCGACGGCUAAGCUGGGUCUCUCUGCUGGUUCCUCAAUGGUAUCACUCAUUGUUUCGAUCACGUUUGCCCUUAUGGUUGACAAGUUCGGCCGCCGUCCGAUCUUCCUUACAUCCACCGGAGGAAUGUUCGGUACCUUCAUCUUUUGGACUUUGACCUGCGCGCUCUACGAAGAGUACGGGUCUCCGGGCGCAAACCAUGCGAUGAUCUUCUUCAUCUGGGUCUUCAACGUCGCCUACGCCAUUGCGUGGUCCGGUCUGCUGAUUGGAUAUGCUGUGGAAAUCCUCCCAUACCAGUUGCGAGCCAAGGGUCUGAUGAUUCUUAACAUUGCUAUCCAGUCGGCGCUUACCCUGAACAACUACGCCAAUCCCGUGGCCCUCAAAUUCUUCGAGGGAGAGACGUGGAAGCUGUACCUCAUCUACACGUGUUGGAUCUUCUUGGAGCUUUGCUUCGUCUUCUUUAAAUAUGUCGAGACGAAAGGCCCUACCUUGGAAGAGCUUGUCAAAGUCAUCGACGGUCCGGAUGCCAACGUUGCUCAGCUUGAUAUCCAACAGAUCGAGAAGGAGGACCAGAUGAACGCUAGCCGCGACAGCGAGACUGCCGAGGGUGUAAACACCGUGGACCACUCUGUCGAAAACAAUGGAACUCAGCGGACUUGA
Messenger RNA from Colletotrichum spaethianum, 1095 nucleotides. Its product is annotated as lactose permease. Gene Ontology annotation, molecular function: carbohydrate:proton symporter activity. The record is from RefSeq and is a predicted model, not a curated record. The coding region runs from base 1 to 1095 and encodes 364 amino acids. Gene Ontology annotation, cellular component: membrane. The transcript is spliced from 4 exons. Gene Ontology annotation, biological process: transmembrane transport; carbohydrate transport. NCBI's taxonomy places the organism in Eukaryota, Fungi, Ascomycota, Sordariomycetes, Glomerellales, Glomerellaceae.